ACUGCUUUGUGGGAAAGGGUAACAAACCAAGCAGUCCCUGUCCAGACCUGUUUUUUUAUGGACACGCAGGAUAAUGGAGCCUCUUUCACAGGUGUCAGGUUCACCAGAGAACCCAAAGAUAAAGAAACAAGAGGCUGAUGCUACGGUCUACCUGAAUUUCAUGAAAAGUCACAGUUGCUAUGAUGCCAUUCCGAUCAGCUGCAAACUGGUCAUAUUUGAUACAACACUACAGGUGAAAAGGGCCUUUUUUGCCCUGGUGGCAAAUGGCUUGAGGGCUGCACCUCUAUGGGACAGCAAGUUGCAGAGAUUUGUGGGCAUGCUGACUAUUACUGAUUUCAUCAACAUCCUCCAUUGUUAUUACAAGUCACCAAUGGUCCAAAUGUAUGGGCUGGAGAGCCAUAAGAUUGAAACAUGGAGAGGUGAUUCCCUUCAAAAUGUGUACUUAAAGUCUCCAGCUCAGUUCCUCAUCAGUAUUUCUCCACAGGCCAGCCUCUUCGAUGCCAUCUAUUCCUUACUCAGAUACAAAAUCCACAGGCUCCCUGUCAUCGACCCAGAUUCUGGAAAUGUUCUGCACAUUCUGACUCACAAGCGAAUCCUCAAGUUCCUGCACAUAUUUGGAAAAAAUGUGCCCAAACCUGCAUUUCUCAAGAAGCCGGUUCAGGAACUGGGCAUAGGAACGUUCAGGAACAUUGCAACAGUCCACCAAACAGCAACGCUUUAUGAAGCCCUGUCCAUAUUUGUGGAGAGGCAAGUGUCAGCACUCCCAGUGGUGGAUGAGCAAAGCAAAGUGGUGGCACUCUACUCAAGAUUUGAUGUUAUUAAUCUGGCAGCCGAGAAGACCUAUAACAACCUGGACAUGCCGAUGCAGGAAGCCAUUUGCAGACGCACAUGUUGUGUUGAGGGCGUGAUCAAGUGCUAUCCACAUGAAUCUUUAGAAGUGGUCAUAGAUCGAAUAGUUAAAGCUGAGGUCCAUCGGCUGGUCCUGGUGGACAGAUCUGACGUUGUGAAGGGCAUUAUCUCUCUGUCUGAUCUGCUGCAGGCUUUGGUCCUCACGCCUGCAGGCAUCGAUGCUCUUCUGUCCUAGGAGGAAACCACGGAGGUUUCUCUCUUCUCCUUUACUCCCUGUGCAGGCUUGAUGUCUGUCAAUGUGCAGAGGCAGGUACAGAGAAGCUGGAUAGAGUUGACGGGAAAAAAAGAUGAAGUUAAAAGAGAGAAAAGCCUGGAAGAAAACCUCUUAGGAACUACAAAGGAGGUUCCCCUUCCGAGAUGCAAACAGACAUGUAAACACAGAGCCAGACCCACAAAGGAAUGCUUUAAAUCAAAGCAUUUUGAUGUGUUGGAAUGGCCCAGUCAAAGUCCAGACCAGAAUGAAUUGAGAAUCUGCAACAAGGAUUGAAAAUGACUGUUCACAGGCACUCUUUAUUCAAUCUUACAGUUAUCUUACAAAGAAGAAUGGCCAAAAAAACUGAGGGCACUUGAUGCGCAAAGAGGACAGAGACUGACCUGAAAGACUUGUAGCUGUAAUUGCACUGAAAAGUUGCUCUGCAAGGAGAGUUGGCGUAAGGAUGGCAGAUUUCCACAGUAAGAUGAAAAGUAUCUACAAUCAGCGUGUUUUUCACAUCUGGAAAGAUGACUUCACAAUUGCUCCUCAGAGGUCCUCCACACUGACUCCGUUUGUACAACUUGAUCAAUAUGUUUACUCAGCAUAAUCCUUUGUAUUUGUAAUAAAUACAUGUGAACAGA
Molecule: messenger RNA, 1743 nt
Organism: Girardinichthys multiradiatus
Lineage: Eukaryota; Metazoa; Chordata; Actinopteri; Cyprinodontiformes; Goodeidae
Gene: prkag3a
Product: protein kinase, AMP-activated, gamma 3a non-catalytic subunit
Exons: 14
Coding region: 74-1084 (336 amino acids)
Source: RefSeq, a predicted model, not a curated record